GCUAGCUUCCUCGCUGUCCUUCCGCCUCCUCUCCCGACCGUGGCUUCCUCGGUUCUGCCGCCUUCCGUGCCUCCUGAGUUCCGUGUCCAGAUGCUUCCCAAGCGGCGGCGAGUGCGGGCCGAGUCCCCACACCGCGCUGUUGCUUCCUCCACGCCGCCGCCGGCCCGCUUCCCGGGGGUGGCCAUCUACCUGGUCGAGCCGCGCAUGGGCCGCAGUCGCCGGGCCUUUCUCACUCGCCUGGCGCGGUCCAAAGGCUUCCGCAUCCUAGAUGCCUACAGCUCAGAGGUGACCCAUGUGGUGAUGGAGCAGACCUCAGCCAAGGAGGCCACCUGCUGGCAGAAGAAUAUGGCUGCUCAUCACCCAGGCGGCCCCCAGCCAGUUCUGCUGGACAUCAGCUGGUUUACAGAGAGCAUGGCAGCUGGGCAGCCUGUCCCUGAGGAGGUCCGGCACCGCCUGGAGAUAGCGGAACCCAGGAAGGAGCCCCCAGGCUCAGUGAUGAUGCCAACUUAUGCCUGUCAACGUCCCACGCCUCUUACACACCACAAUACUACCCUCUCAGAGGCUCUGGAGACGCUGGCAGAGGCAGCAGGUUUUGAAGGCAAUGAGGGCCAUCUCCUCUCCUUCUGCAGAGCAGCCUCGGUGCUCAAGUCCCUUCCCUGGCCUGUCACAUCCAUGAGCCAGCUGCAGGGGCUGCCCCACUUUGGAGGACAUUCCUCUAGAGUAAUCCAGGAGCUGCUGGAACAUGGAACUUGUGAGGAGGUGGAGCAAGUCCGCUGCUCAGAAAGGCACCAGACCAUGAAGCUCUUCACCCAAGUCUUUGGGGUUGGUGUGAAGACUGCCAGCCGGUGGUACCAGGAAGGACUCCGAACCCUGGAUGAGCUCAGAGAGCGGCCCCAGAAACUGACCAAACAGCAGAAAGCAGGGCUCCAGUACUACCAGGACCUGAGCACCCCAGUUGGGCGAGCCGAUGCCGAGGCUCUGCAGCAGUUGGUGGAGGCGGCCGUGAGUCAGACUCCGCCUGGAGCCACUGUCACGCUGACUGGUGGUUUCCGGAGGGGGAAGUUACAAGGUCAUGAUGUGGACUUCCUGAUCACUCACCCCGAGGAGGGCCAGGAAGUGGGGCUGCUACCCAGAGUGAUAAGCCACCUACAGAGCCAGGGACUGGUCCUGUAUCACCAGCACCAUCGCAGCCACUUAGACUCUGCCCACCUCCUGCGGCAGAACUACAACAUGGACGCUUUUGAGAGGACUUUCUGCAUCUUGUCCUUGCCCCAACCCCCACGUGCAGCUUUAGAGGGGCCCCUACAUCCCUGUCCAACCUGGAAAGCUGUGAGGGUAGAUCUUGUGGUCACCCCCAACAGCCAGUUCCCCUUCGCUCUUCUUGGUUGGACUGGCUCCCAGCUCUUUGAGCGUGAGCUGCGGCGUUUCAGUCGGCAAGAGAAGGGGCUGUGGCUGAACAGCCACGGGCUGUUUGAUCCUGAACAGAAGACAUUUUUUCAUGCAACUUCUGAGGAAGACAUUUUCAGACUCCUGGGUCUCAAGUACCUUCCUCCAGAGCAGAGAAAUGCCUGAUCUUGCCCGCUGGCCACCACACCCACCCACAAAAAUGAGGGGUUUCCUCAUGUUUGACCAGGGAUGUUUCUAGACAGAAGGUGGACUGCCACCCCAUAGCCUCGCCUGUGCUAAUGGAAUUUUCAGCUGCGGGCACAUUGGCAAGAUGUUGCCCUGAGUCAGCUUUCAGCGUCGCACUCCUCAGGGUCAGGGGCUCUGAGCAGUCCGUACAUCAUGGAACUAUGGCCGUCUGACGUCUUGGUUCUGGUCCUGGUGUGAGCACUUGGUCUAUCCAGCCGUGGCUGCCGUCUGCAGCAGGGUACCCUGUUCGGUGUGCUAGAAAAGAGACACGUGUCCCUGCCCCAUUCUUGAGCUGAUACAGGAAAUACCAUUCUGGCUGUGAGGUGUUACACAGAGCAAGAAUCCUGACUGAGGGCUGUGCUGCGUGUCUAGAGGAAGAAGUGACCUAGGAAGGAAACCUCCUGUACUGGGGCUAUCGGGCACCACCACCCACAGAGCUGGGCAUCAGACUUCAUUAGCAGCACAGCCCCAGAGUUAGCACCCACAUUCCUCCUCUUCCACUCCUCCACACUCCAGCCUGAGCUGAGCCAGGCCUGCCCACCCACAGUCUCCUGUGCAUCCACAGUUCCAGCAGUGACGUCUGGGAGGGCUGGUUCUUCGGACAGACAGUGCAGCCCAACCUGGCAGCGGUACUGAAAACCAGCAAGAUCAGUGGGCAGCAGCCGAGGGCUCUUGCCCUCCUGAGUCAUGAGGUGCAGGCUCCCCCGUCCCGUCUCUUCUGACAGCCCUGCAGCAGUCCCAGACCUGCAGUCCUCACGCAGGUCCUGUGGCUCUGGCAUUUCUGUCAUCUCUUCCAGUGUCGGCUGUGUUACUUUCCCAUUUCACUUCCCAUCCCUGUUUGCAGACCCUGUGUGACCAACCACAUCCCCUUCUCUGAGGCAGACAUACUGAAGUGCUCUCUAGUUCCUCAUCCCAGGCACCUCUGGCUCACAAGGUCCUCACCCACUGUCCUAGUGCCCACUCUUGCUGCCUUCUUCAGGGCCUGACAGAGGAGAGCCUCCUAGAUCAACCACGGCAUUGGCAAGCAUUUUAAAGAUUACCAUUCAAUAAAGUGCAUUCUUAACGGAGUAUAAGCGAGGCUUAGCCCAACUCACGCAUUUGGCUUUGUCCCUACAAAUGGGUCACAGAUGUGCAAACUAGACUUUGUGUCAGCCAUUGUCGGUCUGGGUUAGCAAGUGCUCUUGGGGCCCCUGCAGUUGUUACAUAUAUCAAGCUUAGUUCUCUGGUGCUACACGCUGUGAGCAUUCCACUGUCCACCCGGGUCCUGAAGGUCCACCCUGGCUUUGUGACUGUGACUAGGACUGCUAUGGGCACGCAUGUAAGUGUAUCUGUGAACAGUUGCUGGGGUAACAUACCCACGGGACAUUGCU
Molecule: messenger RNA, 3002 nt
Organism: Chionomys nivalis (European snow vole)
Lineage: Eukaryota; Metazoa; Chordata; Mammalia; Rodentia; Cricetidae
Gene: Polm
Product: DNA polymerase mu
Exons: 11
Coding region: 91-1572 (493 amino acids)
Biological process (GO): double-strand break repair via nonhomologous end joining
Cellular component (GO): nucleus
Molecular function (GO): DNA-directed DNA polymerase activity; DNA binding
Source: RefSeq, a predicted model, not a curated record